Emericellopsis atlantica is the source of this 2217-nucleotide messenger RNA. RefSeq lists its product as uncharacterized. Lineage: Eukaryota; Fungi; Ascomycota; Sordariomycetes; Hypocreales; Bionectriaceae. The coding region runs from base 302 to 1804 and encodes 500 amino acids. Gene Ontology annotation, molecular function: FAD binding. The record is from RefSeq and is a predicted model, not a curated record. The transcript is spliced from 3 exons.
AGACUCUAUUAGCUGCGUCGGCCUCCAACGGCAACAAUGCGAGCUCAGGCGCAGCAAUUCAUCAAUCCGUAACUCCAUCUUCUGUCCAUUGGCCUGCGUACUGACCGAGGCGGACCCGAAAUCUCGUGGAUCCCUCGAGGAUUAAUAAAAAGACGCUUCAGCCUCGAUCCUUUUCCACGUGUCAGCCGCACGCCCUCGCUGAUCCCUCCUCUCCCUCUCCUUGACCUCCAUUGCCCUGCUGGCUGCUGCUGCUGCUUCUUCUUCCCUCUCUGGCACGCAUCGUUCGCACGCACGGGGCGCCAUGAAGAUCUCAACCACCACCCUCGCCCUGACGGCCUUGGCCGCGGAUCUCGUCGCGGCUGGCAACAUCAAGCCCAGCUGCCAAUGUUGCUCCGCUCUCGCCACGAACCCCAGCCUCGUGGGCAAGGUCUGGACGCCCGAUGACGAGCGCUACGAUGCGCGUCUGAAGGAGUACUACUCUGCCAACGCCGCGCAGGCGCCCUGGUGCAUGGUCCUGCCCGAGAGCACUGAGGAUGUCUCGACCCUCAUGAAGGUCCUCACGGAGCACUCGUGCCCCUUUGGCAUGCGCUCCGGCGCCCACACUGCCUUCCAGGGAGGCAAUGGCAUCAAGGACGGUGUCACCGUGGACUUUGGGCACCUGAACGCGACCACCUACGACGAGACCACCCAGAUCGCCUCCAUGAACCCUGGCCAGACCUGGGGCGACGCCUACAAGGUCCUCGCCGACUACAGCGUCGUCGCUAUUGGCGGUCGCGCGGACGUUGUCGGCAUCGGAGGCUUCACCACUGGCGGUGGCUACUCUUUCCACACGGGUGUCCGUGGCUUCGCCUGCGACAAUGUCGUCAACUUCGAGGUCGUCCUGGGCGACGGCUCCAUCGUCAACGCCAACGCCGAAGAGAACCACGAUCUCUGGGUGGCGCUCAAGGGUGGCUCGGGCAACUUUGGCUUCGUCACCCGCAUCGACCAAAAGGUCUGGCCCUCGUCCGAGAUCUACGCCAACCUCAACUCGUACAGCAUCGACAAGAGGCCCGCGGUCCGCCAGCGCUACUACGACUUUGUCAACAAGCAGGACGACGAGCCCGAGAGCCAGGUCAUUGGAGCCAUGAGCUACGCCAACGGCGCCUGGGCCUGCGCCAUCAUCAUGUCCAACAUUGACGCCGAGAUCAGCGACGUCUUUGACCCCUUCUUCGAGAUCGAGUCGACCACGUCCAUCCCUGCGACCGGUCCUGCGCACGAGGUCGUGCCCAUCUUCACGGGCCCCACGCCCCUGGGCCUCUACGCCAACUGGCAGACCGGCAUGGUCGACCACAACCUCGAGAUCAUGGAGGCCAUGGACGAGAUUGUGUUUGAGUACUUCAACAAGGCCAUCGGCCUCGUCGAGGACGGCGAGAACAAGAUCCAGCUCAUCUGGCAGUGGCAGCCCGUCACCCAGGGCAUCGUCGACGUGAUGCAGAAGCAGGGCGGCAACGCCCUCGGCCUCGACGCCACCGUCCUCGACGGGCCCGUCAUCAUGUACAACAUUGUCUUCACCGCCGACACCGAGGAGACCCAGGCCGCCACCCUGCCCACCAUCUUCGCCCUCAACAAGGCCAUCCUCGCCAAGGCCGACGAGCUCGGCCACAACAAGCACUGGCAGUUCCUCAACUACGCCCACGGCAGCCAGGACCCCAUCUCCCACUACGGCGCCGAGAACAUCGCCCUCAUGAAGGCUGUCUCGGCCAAGUACGACCAGGGCCAGGUCUUCCAGAACCUGCGCCAGACCGGCUUCAAGCUCCCGGCGUAGACGCCUAGGUCCUUCACACAAAGGAAAGGGUCAAUCGCUUAUUCCUGUCCCGCCAUUGUGGGCAGAAUACCAUUUCAAUCUGUACAUACUCAUCUAGUCACUGCGUGUUGACUUUUCAUAUAUUUAGACAAAGAUCGAAUGAGAGAAUCGUGAAUAUGCUUCAUCCGCUGGGCUUUCCCCACAGCAGUGCUAAGCGUGAUGAGUCGAAAAUGUGUUUACCUUCGAGACCUUGAGCUCAUGCAGAUCUCAGAUGCUUGCAUUCGUGCGUCUCAUACGCACUCGAAGCGUAGUGUGCCUUUCUGACACGCCCAAGCUCUUCCUGGCGACACCCGCCAAUGUCGGUUCAGCGCUCAUCUGACUCAAGUCAGCAUCGGUGACCGUCAGCUUACACUGCCCUCUCAUCGAUGUGCUCA